Molecule: messenger RNA, 2824 nt
Organism: Pyrus x bretschneideri (Chinese white pear)
Lineage: Eukaryota; Viridiplantae; Streptophyta; Magnoliopsida; Rosales; Rosaceae
Product: RNA cytosine-C(5)-methyltransferase NSUN2-like
Biological process (GO): RNA methylation
Molecular function (GO): RNA binding; tRNA (cytidine-N5)-methyltransferase activity
Source: RefSeq, a predicted model, not a curated record
GAGAUCAAACAUCGAACAGUUAAGCUACAUACAGAGAUGGGAGGCGGCGGCGGCAGAGGCAGAGGAGGUUCUCGCACUCAGCGACGCCACUUCCGUCAGAACCGAGAGAACGUUUGGAAGCGUUCCAAGUCUGAUCCUUCGUCUGAAAACAACAAUGAAAACAACGCAGAAAAUCGUGGUUGGGAGCCGUUUGCCACUCAAAACCUCGCAUUCGAUGAAUAUUACAAGGAGCAAGGGAUAGUGAACCCAGAAGAGUGGGAUGCAUUCAAUGAAGUUCUUCGAAGGCCGUUGCCUGCUGCUUUUAGAAUCAAUUCAAGUAGCCAAUUUUGUUCGGAUAUCCGAAGGCAGUUGGAGAAUAACUUUAUGAUCUCUUUGCAAUCUGAGAUAAGUGAAGGGGGUGAACCACAGCCUAUUAGGCCAUUACCUUGGUACCCCGAGAAUCUAGCUUGGCAUUCAAAUUUUUCUCGCAUGCAACUGAGGAAGAACCAAACACUUGAGAGGUUUCAUGAGUUCUUAAAGCUUGAAAAUGAGAUCGGAAACAUCACAAGACAGGAGGCUGUCAGCAUGGUACCUCCACUAUUCCUUGAUGUACGCCCAGAUCAUUUUGUACUCGAUAUGUGCGCUGCACCAGGUUCAAAAACAUUCCAAUUGCUUGAGGUAAUACACCGAUCAAUGAAACCAGGAUCUCUACCUGAUGGAUUGGUUGUAGCAAAUGAUCUUGAUGUCCAAAGAUGUAAUCUACUCAUCCAUCAAACAAAAAGAAUGUGCACAGCCAACUUGAUAGUCACAAAUCAUGAAGCUCAACACUUUCCUGGUUGCCGGGCAAAGUCUAGUGCUUCUGAAAUAGGAGCUGAAAUGGAGCCACCUAUCAGCCAACUUGUCUUUGAUCGUGUUUUAUGUGAUGUCCCUUGCAGUGGAGACGGUACCCUUCGCAAGGCUCCUGAUAUCUGGAGGAAAUGGCAUGCUGGACUGGGCAAUGGGGUUCAUCCUCUACAAAUUCACAUAGCUAUGCAAGGUUUAUCACUGCUUAAAGUUGGCGGAAGAAUGGUGUACUCUACCUGCUCCAUGAAUCCAGUUGAAAAUGAAGCUGUGGUUGCUGAGAUUUUGCGGAGAGGUGGUGGGUCUGUUGAGCUUAUUGAUGUCUCUAGUGAGCUUCCGCAUCUUGUUCGGAGGCCAGGUCUUAAAAAAUGGAAGAUACAUGACAAGGGUAGGUGGUUACCUUCCCACAAAAAUGUCAGCAAAUAUCGGAAAAAUGUCAUUGUUCCCAGCAUGUUUCCUUCUGGAAGAAGCUUUACAGAACCAACGGACGGUAAUGAUAAUAUGGAAGUGGAAGAAAAACAUGAGAAUGGUGGCAAUGGAAAUGUUGAAGAUGCAUUGCAGUCAACUGAUGAUCCUGCUAACUGUACCAACGAACAAGAGGAGGAAGUUUCUGAUUUUCCACUAGAACGCUGCAUGAGGAUAGUCCCCCAUGAUCAAAAUGGAGGAGCUUUCUUCGUUGCUGUCUUCCACAAACAUUCUGCUUUGCCAGCCAAUCAGGGGAAACCUAAUAGUCUGAAAGAGGACUUGGGCUCUAGAAAUGACGAGCCGCAGGUAGAAUUACAAAAUCAGGGUACUGAAGGUACAAAUGGGAUGGUGGCUAGUUUGGAAGAUGGUACAGAUGAGACUUUUUUAGAAGCAGCUUCAGAGGUAGAGUUAAUAAAGGAAGAACUAGAUGGGGCGUCUUUGGAGCUUGAUCCUUCUGUCACGCUUGAAGAAAAUGUAUCGGAGGAAGCCCAGGAGCCUGUUGAUGAGGAAACAGAUCCCAAGAAAGCUGGAGGAAAGAGAAAGAAGCAGUGUCAAGGCAAGUGGAGAGGAGUGGACCCUGUUGUUUUCUUUAAAGAUGAAGCUACCAUUAAUAGCAUAAAGACAUUCUAUGGCAUUAAUGAAUCGUUUCCCUUCAAUGACCACCUUGUCACAAGAAACACCGAUGCUAAUCAUGUGAAAAGAAUUUACUACAUCUCAAAGUCAGUCAAAGAUGUUCUUGAGCUGAAUUUCUCCGUUGGACAGCAACUUAAGAUAACAUCCAUUGGGCUUAAGAUGUUUGAACGACAAACUGCAAGAGAAGGAAAUUUGGCGCCUUGUUUAUUCCGGAUAUCAUCAGAAGGAUUGCCACUUAUUCUUCCGUACAUAACCAAACAGAUUCUAUGUGCAUCCCUCGUCGACUUUAAACAUCUUCUUGAGUAUAAAUCUAUCAAGUUUGCUGAUUUUGUUGAUUCUGAGUUCAGUCGGAAGGCAUCAAGCAUAAUGUCAGGAUGCUGUGUGAUAGUUUUGAGUAAAGAUGGCAAAGCCACAUCGGGUCCUAUUGAAGUAGACAAGUCAACAAUAGCCAUUGGAUGCUGGAAAGGUAGGUCCAGUUUGUCUGUGAUGAUCACUGCAAUUGACUGCCAAGAACUGCAAGAAAGGCUUUUGGCGCGCAUGGAAACUGAGAAGGAGCCUUCGGAGAAGAAAGACAAGGCUUCUAAUGUCAACAGGGAUGAGGUACAGGACGUAAAGGAUGUUGAAAAGAACGUUGACAAGGAAAGUAUCACACUUGCAUCAGAGGGUUAAGCGAUAAACUUCCAGAAUUCCAAACUUGCAUUGUUGUACUCUAAUUAGAUAAAUUAACACAGGUGUUGUAAUUUAUGGCAGGAAUUCAUAUUGAUUCUUUACUGCCUCCUACAAAAUUGGAAUUUCAUUUUUUUUUAACAUCGAAUAUAUCUUUGUAUUUGUGGUCUAGUAUAUUGUUACUAAUAGGCAGUGGCUUUGAUCGCCAAGUUUGUAAUCAUAAAUGCUCUUAACCACGUAA